Cucurbita moschata (crookneck pumpkin) is the source of this 1518-nucleotide messenger RNA. RefSeq names its product rhodanese-like domain-containing protein 8, chloroplastic. The transcript has 8 exons. NCBI's taxonomy places the organism in Eukaryota, Viridiplantae, Streptophyta, Magnoliopsida, Cucurbitales, Cucurbitaceae. The record is from RefSeq and is a predicted model, not a curated record. The coding region runs from base 72 to 1388 and encodes 438 amino acids.
AUACUUUCAUAUUAGGAGUUGGGGAUGGGGCAAGGUGAAACCACCACCAUUUCUAUGGCUUGUAGCUUCCAAUGCAGCUGCCAUUGUCACUGACGAUACUGGACAGUGGUAAUGCGGCAGCCAUGGCUACGAUUACUCUUAUCCACAGACCAACCAUUUCUUGUACAAUCAAUUUCUCCAUUACUGCCAUUAGAGUUCCGCUCCGCCACAGGAAAUGGAAGCCGAGGCAAAUUGCAGUUGCCUCGUCCUCUGUAACUCAACCUAACACCUUUCUUUCGGUCUCUCUAUCCAACUCACGGCCAAACCAGGAACAUCGUCGGCUUCUUCACGAAACUUCGGAGGAAGAUUUUUUAGUCGUUAAUUUCUACCAUUUUGUGUCCAUUGAAGACCCCGAAGCUGAGGUCGCUAAGCAUCUCUACGUUAUGAGGGAUUUGGAUAUACAUGGACGAAUCUACCUGAAUGAACAAGGAAUUAACGCGCAGUACAGUGGCCCAUCAAAAGAUGUUCUUGCUUAUGCUAACUGGUUAAGAGAAGAUCCCAGAUUUUCGGAUAUCCUAGUUCAAGUUUCUCCAGCAAUAAAUGGCCAUGCCUUUCCCAAGCUGAAGUUGCGUUAUAAGCCCUCACUUGUACAAUUGGAAGGCGAUUUUUCACAUCUUCCUUUGCUUGAUCCAUCAAAGCGAGCAACGCCUUUAACUCCAUCUGAGUGGAGAGAAAGGUUGGAAACAAUGAAUAGGAAUAAGGAUACAAAGUAUAUUUUAUUGGAUAUGAGAAAUGGAUAUGAGUGGGACAUUGGUCAUUUCCAAGGUGCUCAGCGGCCAACUGUGGAUAACUUUAGGUGCACAUCAUUUGGUUUAUCCCAAACUGAGGAUGCUGCUUCUGAUCCUUUGGCAAAUGCUGACAAAGAGAAGACAGAGGUUUUGAUGUAUUGCACGGGCGGUAUUCGUUGUGAUGUAUAUUCGACAAUUCUAAGGGAAAGGGGGUUUCAAAACCUUUACACCUUAAAAGGAGGAGUCACUAAUUAUCUAAAAGAUGAAGGUAUCGAGCAAUGGGUUGGUAAUUUGUUCGUGUUCGACUCACGACUCUCACUGCCUCCAUCCGCCUACAACCCUGAAGUUGAAUCAAGCAGAACCCCUCAAUUUUCUGGGAAUAAUGCUUUUGCCAGAUGCUAUAUCUGUACUUCCAAGGUUUCUCAAUUAAGGCACCGAAAUUGUGCGAAUCUCGACUGCAAUCUACUAUUUCUAUGCUGUAAAGAGUGUGUGGAGGAGUUGAGAGGAUGCUGCUGUACAGAAUGCACAAGUUCACCUCGUCUUAGACCUGUUUUAGCAGAGCCUCAAAGAUAUCAGAAAUGGCACAUCUACCGCGACUUUCGACGUGAACAGGCAAGCUAAUUUCUGUAUCAAAAACUGCACUUCACUGUGCUACAACAAUUCUAAUCUCCUCCACCUUUGUAGCUUUUGCUUUCACAAUUUUCAAAUACAAGAAUGAGAGCAAGAAAUUUUAAAUAAUUUAGAAUUUAUC